Molecule: messenger RNA, 1308 nt
Organism: Diaporthe amygdali
Lineage: Eukaryota; Fungi; Ascomycota; Sordariomycetes; Diaporthales; Diaporthaceae
Product: oxalate decarboxylase
Exons: 2
Coding region: 1-1308 (435 amino acids)
Biological process (GO): oxalate metabolic process
Source: RefSeq, a predicted model, not a curated record
AUGAGAUCCAGACAUCUCUGGCCGUUGGUUGACCUAGUGUUCUGGGCACACGUCGACACGGGUCGACCGAUGCCCUUGUACUACAGCAACGGAGCGCAGCUCUUAACAAAACGAGACAGGCCUCAAUUCGACACGGGCCAGCCAAUUGACGGAUCCGGCAAAGGAGGUCCCAUACUGGGAGGCACAAACCACCAGCUCGACCUCCAGAACCCAUCCAACCUGGGCCAGCAGCCCACCGACAACGGCGUCGUGCCCAAUCUGAAAUGGAGCUUCUCACAAUCCAAGACACGCAUCCUAAACGGCGGAUGGACCCGCAAGCAGACCAUCACCGACCUCCCCUCCAGCCACGACAUAUCUGCGGCGCAGCAGCACCUGUCCCAGGGCGCGAUCCGCGAGCCGCACUGGCACAACACGGCAGAGUGGGGUUUCGUGUACAACGGCAGCGUGCUGAUCUCAGCGGUGGACCAGAACGGCGCGUACCAGGCGGAGACGCUCGGGUUCGGCGACAUCUGGUACUUCCCGCGCGGGGUGGCGCACACGGUGCAGGGGACGGGCGAGGAGAACGAGUUCCUGCUGGUGUUUGACGGGCCCGACACGGACGCGGCGGGCUCGACGUUCAACCUGGACGACUGGGUCGCGCACACGCCGCGCGACGUGCUGGCCAAGAACUUUGGCGUCGACGCGGCCGUCUUUGACGGCGUGCCGCGGCCCAGCCCCGGCGUCCUCAAUGGCAGCGUCGGGGACGAUGCCGGCCGCGUUGUCACGGCUGGGCCGGGCGAGCAGCCUGCUGCGGGCGCGGACUCGUUUGUGUACCGCACGCUGCAGCAGCCGCCGAUCCAGGCGCCCGGGGGAGGCGGCUCGCUUUACAAGAUCGACUCGACGAAUUUCCCGAGGAGCACGUCUAUCGCGGCGGCGCUGGUGACGCUUGCGCCGGGGGCGAUGAGGGAGAUGCACUGGCAUCCUGACGCAGAAGAGUGGCUCUACUUCCACCAAGGCACGGGGCGGGCAACGGUAUUCACAGGCGACGGCAACGCGCGCACGUUCGACUUCGGGGCGGGCGACACGGCGACGUUCCCGGCCGGGUCGGGCCACUACGUGGAGAACACGUCGGCGGACUCGGGGCUCACGUACCUGGAGGUGUUCCGGGCGGGGCGGGUGGCGGACAUCUCGCUGGCGCAGUGGCUGGCGCUGACGCCGCCCGAGAUGGCGGCGCAGUCGCUCAAGGUCGACGCGAGCGUCGUCAAGGGCCUGCGCAAGGAGAAGCAGGUGCUGCUGCCGGCUGGGGGGCUGCCUCCUGGGGGCGGUUGA